AUGCGUCAAUCCAUUGCUAUCCUCUCCAUCCUGGCAAGCGCGGCUUGUGCUCAAGACGUCGUCAGCUUCUUUUUCCCUGGUGGUUACGAUGGCGUUGACCCUGUCGCGACCAUCAACACCGUCAAUCCCUCGACUACCGAGUUCCAUAUCGCUUGCCCUACCGACACCGACGACUCCGAAUGCGGCUGGGGCCCAGGCCUCGACGUCACCAUCCUCUCCCAAACGCGCUUCCAAGCCCAGAUGUCAACCGACGUCGUAUCGAUGAGCCUCGGAUGUGACUACAAUGAGAAGGCGGUUGAAAUGACUUGCACGGUGAACCAAGUGGGCGGCAACGACGACACUGGCGGUGAACCCAUCACUGCGACGCUUUCCAGUGAUGACGUGCAGUUUCUUUCUGCUACUGUUGUUGCAGGAAACAGCCUCUUGACUGAUGCUGGAAGUAUGGUUCCUAGUAUGACUGGAUUCGCGCAAAGCAGCAGCACCAUUGCCACUGCAACAAGGAGUGCUAGCGCGGGUUUGAUGACUCCUAGUGGAUCUGUAGCGCCGACUAGCACAAUGGCUUCAGCUUCAGCUUUGGCUUCGGGUGCUACGUCUGCUGCUAGUGGCUCCUCGUCGGCGUCUGUCUCUGCGCCUGAGAGCACUGGUGCUGCUUUCAAGUACGGUAUCGAGGGCUCUAUGCUACUUGCCCUUGCUGGUGCUGCGGCGCUGAACGCCUGGUAA
This is a messenger RNA of Alternaria atra, 720 nucleotides long. RefSeq lists its product as uncharacterized. The coding region runs from base 1 to 720 and encodes 239 amino acids. The record is from RefSeq and is a predicted model, not a curated record. The transcript has 2 exons. NCBI's taxonomy places the organism in Eukaryota, Fungi, Ascomycota, Dothideomycetes, Pleosporales, Pleosporaceae.